UUCUCCACCAAAAACCUUGAGUGAAAAUGGCACAAUCAAUUCCAGGCUUAAACCCUGCAACGACAAAACCAAUAAGCAAAACUUCACUGCUUCCAUCCUUCGUCACCACAAAAAUCUCAGUAAACAAGAAUAUGAAUUGUCUGUCAACGAAGACCAGAACAACAGCUUCUUCUCUAAACGUGUCAAAUCAAAACCCAUCUCUGAAUCUUCUUAAUAAUCGUAGACAAGAUGUUGUUGAAGCUAUUGAACAUUCAUUAUCUAACUGUCUUUCAGAAACUAAUCUACAUCAAACUGUUCCUUCUCUUAAAUCAAAGAUUAGAGGAAAGGUGAGAGAUAUUUAUGAUUGUGGAGAUUAUUUGGUCAUGGUCACUACUGAUAGGCAGAGUGCUUUCGAUAGAGUUCUUGCUUCAAUUCCAUUCAAAGGCCAGGUUCUAAAUGAGACAAGUUUAUGGUGGUUUGAUAAAACUCGCCACAUCACACCAAAUGCAGUUGUUUCAUCUCCUGAUAAAAAUGUAACCAUCGCAAAGAAAUGCACGGUUUUUCCAGUUGAAUUUGUUGUUAGAGGGUUUGUGACUGGGAGUACUGAUACAUCAUUAUGGACGGUCUACAAGAACGGUGUCAGAAAUUAUUGUGGAAAUGCUCUCCCUGAAGGAAUGGUGAAAAAUGAAAAGCUUUCUGCCAAUAUUCUGACACCAACUACUAAAGCUAUAGAUCAUGAUGUUCCAGUAACUCCUGACGAGAUUAUUAAACGUGGUCUAAUGACUCCAGAUGAUUAUGAUGAAGUGAGGACUAAAGCACUGAGCUUAUUUGAAUUUGGACAGCGUGUGGCUUUGGAACAUGGUCUGUUAUUAGUUGAUACCAAGUAUGAGUUUGGCAAGGGAGCUGAUGGCACAAUUUAUCUGAUCGAUGAGGUACACACCCCUGAUUCGAGCAGAUAUUGGAUUGCCAAUUCAUAUGAAGAACGGUUUCGUAAUGGUCUUGAACCUGAAAAUGUUGAUAAGGAGUUUUUGAGGUUAUGGUUCAAAGAUCACUGCAAUCCAUAUGAAGACAAGGUCCUCCCUGAUGCUCCUAAAGAACUUGUUUCCGAACUUGCUUGGAGAUAUAUUUUCCUUUAUGAAACAAUCACAAAGUCGAAAUUUGAGAUUCCAACAUUGGAGGUACCCAUUCAUGCCAGGAUAACGCAGAAUGUGUCAAUGGCACUAUCAUCCCUAUCGUAACACCAGUUUUGUGUUCUGUACUAGUCAACCUGAGUCUUGUUGGGUCAAUUGUACUCCUUUUAACACUAAUUAUUUUUUCAUGUAAACCUAUUUAUGAACUAGAAAAUUGAGAAACAAUGAUGGUGACAAUUACCUCUUAAAAAGAACUUCCAAUAGCUGCCAA
Messenger RNA from Papaver somniferum (opium poppy), 1380 nucleotides. RefSeq names its product phosphoribosylaminoimidazole-succinocarboxamide synthase, chloroplastic-like. The record is from RefSeq and is a predicted model, not a curated record. Gene Ontology annotation, cellular component: chloroplast stroma; cytoplasm. Gene Ontology annotation, molecular function: phosphoribosylaminoimidazolesuccinocarboxamide synthase activity. Lineage: Eukaryota; Viridiplantae; Streptophyta; Magnoliopsida; Ranunculales; Papaveraceae. The coding region runs from base 27 to 1217 and encodes 396 amino acids. Gene Ontology annotation, biological process: 'de novo' IMP biosynthetic process. The transcript has 12 exons.